Molecule: messenger RNA, 2964 nt
Organism: Diceros bicornis minor
Lineage: Eukaryota; Metazoa; Chordata; Mammalia; Perissodactyla; Rhinocerotidae
Gene: ARPP21
Product: cAMP regulated phosphoprotein 21
Exons: 19
Coding region: 32-2560 (842 amino acids)
Cellular component (GO): cytoplasm
Molecular function (GO): nucleic acid binding
Source: RefSeq, a predicted model, not a curated record
ACCUCAUUAUUUUAAUUUUGCAUCUGGGAGAAUGUCUGAGCAAGGAGACCUGAGUCAGGCGAUAGUGGAGCAAGGCGGGCCUGAGCAGGAGACGGCCACUCCAGAGAAUGGCAUCGUUAAAUCGGAGAGUCUGGAUGAAGAGGAGAAGCUGGAACUGCAGAGGCAGCUGGCAGCUCAGAACCAAGAGAGAAGAAAAUCCAAGUCAGGAGCAGGAAAAGGUAAAUUGACCCGCAGUCUUGCUGUCUGUGAAGAAUCCUCAGCCAGACCAGGAGGGGAAAGUCUCCAGGAUCAGGAAUCAAUUCAUUUACAGCUUUCCAGUUUCCCCAGCCUGCAAGAGGAUGAUAAAUCUAGGAAAGAUGACUCUGAAAGAGAAAAAGAAAAGGAUAAAAACAAAGAUAAAACCUCUGAAAAACCCAAGAUCAGAAUGUUAUCAAAAGAUUGCAGCCAAGAAUAUACGGAUUCUACAGGCAUAGACUUACACGAGUUUCUGAUUAACACGUUAAAGAAUAAUUCCAGGGACAGGAUGAUACUCUUGAAAAUGGAGCAGGAAAUUAUUGAUUUCAUUGGUGACGACAAUAAUCAUUAUAAAAAGUUCCCUCAGAUGUCAUCCUAUCAGAGGAUGCUUGUCCAUCGAGUGGCAGCUUACUUUGGGUUAGAUCACAAUGUGGAUCAAACAGGGAAAUCUGUUAUCAUUAACAAGACCAGCAGCACGAGAAUACCAGAGCAAAGGUUUUGUGAACAUUUAAAAGAUGAAAAAGGUGAAGAAUCCCAGAAGCGGUUUAUCUUGAAGCGAGAUAACUCUAGUAUUGAUAAAGAAGACAAUCAGCAAAACAGAAUGCAUCCAUUUAGAGAUGACAGACGAAGUAAAUCAAUUGAAGAGAGAGAAGAGGAAUAUCAGAGAGUGAGGGAGAGAAUAUUUGCACACGAUUCAGUUUGCUCCCAGGAAAGCCUUUUUGUGGAAAACAGUAGGCUCUUGGAAGACAAUAACAUAUGCAAUGAGACCUAUAAGAAAAGACAGCUCUUUCGGGGCAACAGAGAUGGCUCAGGGAGAACAUCUGGGAGUCGGCAGAGCAGCUCAGAGAAUGAACUCAAGUGGUCCGACCACCAAAGGGCCUGGAGCAGCACAGACUCUGAUAGCUCCAACCGCAAUCUCAAGCCUGCCAUGACCAAGACGGCGAGUUUUGGGGGCAUCACGGUGCUGACCAGGGGUGACAGCACGUCCAGUACCAGGAGUACCGGGAAGCUGUCCAAAGCAGGUUCUGAGUCUUCCAGCAGUGCAGGCUCCUCAGGAUCGCUGUCCCGUACCCAUGCACCUCUCCAGAGUGCACCCCUGGUCUCGAGUGUGGCAGCAAGUUCUCCCGGCUGUGUGCCCUAUCCGGAGAAUGGAAUGGGGGGCCAGGUUGCUCCCAGCAGCACCAGCUACAUCCUCCUUCCACUGGAAGCUGCAGCAGGCAUCCCGCCUGGAAGCAUCCUUCUUAAUCCACAUACAGGCCAGCCCUUUGUGAAUCCCGAUGGAACCCCUGCAAUAUACAACCCCCCAGCAAGUCAGCAGCCCCUGCGCAGCGCGAUGGUGGGGCAGUCCCAGCAGCAGCCCUCUCCUCAGCCACAGCAGCAGGUCCAGCCACCACAGCCGCAAAUGGCAGGCACCCUGGUCACUCAGUCUGUCCAGGGGCUGCAGGCUUCCUCCCAGUCAGUGCAAUAUCCAGCAGUCUCUUUUCCUCCCCAGCAUCUCCUGCCUGUGUCUCCAACGCAGCAAUUCCCCCUGAGAGAUGAUGUGGCGACACAGUUCAGCCAGAUGAACCUGAGCCGGCAAUCCUCAGGAGAGACUCCUGAGCCCCCAUCUGGUCCUGUCUACCCGCCGUCCCUCAUACCACAGCCAACCCAACAGCCAAGCUAUGUCAUCGCCUCCACCAGCCAGCAGCUCGCUACAGGAGGGUUCUCAGGCUCUGGACCUCCCAUCUCCCAACAAGUCCUCCAACCCCCUCCCUCACCACAAGGAUUUGUGCAACAGCCUCCACCUACACAGAUGCCCGUAUAUUAUUAUCCAUCUGGUCAGUACCCUACCUCAACCACGCAGCAGUACCGGCCCGUGGCCUCAGUUCAGUACAGUGCUCAGAGGGGUCAGCAGAUGCCGCAGGCAGCACAACAAGCAGGUUACCAGCCAGUCUUGUCUGGUCAACAGGGGUUCCAAGGCCUACUGGGAGUGCAGCAGCCGCCUCAGAGUCAGAGCGUGUUGAACAACCAACCAGGAACUCCGGUGCAAAGCGUGAUGGUCUCCUACCCAACAAUGUCUUCUUAUCAGGUGCCAAUGACCCAGGGUUCUCAAGGGCUGCCCCAGCAGUCAUACCAACAGCCAAUCAUGCUACCUAACCAGGCAGGUCAAGGGUCACUCCCAGCCACCGGAAUGCCUGUUUACUGUAAUGUCACACCGCCGACCCCUCAGAACAACCUUAGGCUGAUUGGCCCACACUGCCCCUCCAGCACUGUCCCCGUGAUGUCAGCUAGCUGCAGGACAAACUGUGCGAGUAUGAGCAACGUCGGGUGGCAGGUCAAAUUCUGAGCACUCUGGCUGUGGUACAUUUCUUCAGAUGUUACUCACGGCCUUUAAGGGAAGAGGAGCAAGGUGGGAAAACUGGCUGAGGACUUAAGUAUUCACUCAACACUCAAAUGAUUGCUGCUGGUAUUCUGUAAAAAAAACAAAGACUAAUACACACAUUAGCUGGUUAAUGGUGCAUAUUUCUGUCAUGUCUGCUAGGUAUGCCUUUAUAGCUUAGCUAGUGACAUGAAUUCAUCAAGGUAAGAUUUUCUCCUACCACUGAAUACCACUGUGUAGAUUAUAAUAUCCCUAAUUUGGAUUAUUAGUUUUGUACUUUGUGUUGAGUUUGUGAUGCUAAAGUAUUUAAAAAUUAUAUACUGAAAUCACAUUGUACCAAAGCUGUAAUGGAAAAGAAAAGAAUUGAUGAA